UUAGGUGUUUAACAAUAACAAAGCAUGGCAACAUUAAUUCUGAGUGAACGCAGAAAGAGCUUGCCGAUAUUUCAUCCAUCUCCCUCGUAAAUUCUCGAUAGGCCAAAAGAUUGACAACAAAAGGCAUUAUUUUGAGGAACAUUGUUGUUUCAAAUGAUUCUGUAUAAAUAAGUGUUGUGUCUCGGGAGCCUGUAUUAGUGAUUUACACCGUGGAGGAAAAAAUAUGAAGAGGCGGAAUGCCGAAAGUGGCAAAUUGCGGCGCCCUUUAAAGCGCACAAAAAUCACCGAAGGAAUGUACGGAAACUCGCUCCUGUACCUGAAGUUCGUGAUGCUGUGGGCCACAGUGGUGCUGGCAGACUACAUGCUGGAGUUCAGAUUCGAGUUUCUCUGGCCGUUCUGGAUGAUGCUCCGAUCUGUUUAUGACUCAUUCAAAUACCAGGGAAUUGCAUUCUCAGUAUUCUUCAUCUGCAUAGCGCUCACGUCCGACAUGAUAUGUUUCUUCUUCAUACCGCUGCAGUAUAUAUUCUUCGCGGCAAGCACAUACGUGUGGGUGCAAUAUGUAUGGUAUUCAUUUGCAGAAAAAGGCAUAUGCCUGCCCACAGUAGUGGUGUGUUGCUUACUAGUGUACGUAGAAGGGGCGCUCCGGUCGGAGCGGACAGUCAGCAUGGAGCUGACGCGGCCGCUCGCGGCGCACUGCGUGGGCUACCCCGCCGUCACGCUCGGAGCGGGCGUCAAGGCGCACAUAACGCGAAGGCUGCGGCUGCGGCGGCAGCGGCAGGUGCGACAGGAGAACGAGUUCUACUUCCAGCUCAUGAGGGACGCGCUACCUGAGAGCGCGCUGGAGCAGAACCAGCCGUCCAAAGACGGCGCGCCGGAGUGUGCGGCGCCGGCGCCGGCGCAGGACGCGCGGCUGCUCAACGGCUCGCUCAAGAAGCGGCCGAACGGCACCGCCGACCCCGCGCUGCACGCCAAGUUAGAUAAGGUAGAGAAGCCCGCGGCCAACGGGCGCGCGCACGCGCUCAGCAACGGGCAGGCCGGCAUCGACGACGACCACAGUAAAGGUGGUACAAAAUCGUCGAAGUGUGAAAAGAAAGAGGCCAGUACAUUAAAAGAAGAAAAGAAAAAGAGUAAAAAUAAGGAUAAGGAUAGCAGCGAUAGUCAUAAGAGUACAGAACAUAUAAAAGAACAAAUAGUUAAAGAAAAAGAAGUGGAAAGUACAAAAGAAACGAGAAGUAACAAGGAGUGCAAUAGCAACAAGGAGAAAGAGAAGGCACUAGAAAAGGAGCGGGAGAGAGAAACGCGGGAGCGGGACAAGGAACGCGAGAGGGAGAGAGAGCGAGAACGCGAAUUGCGCGAAGCUCGCGAAUACGCCGAAGAAAUAAAGCGACUGAAAGCCGAGCUGGCAACGUCGCGCAACAACGAGGCGGAGGCCCGGCGCGCGCUGGCCGCCGCCGCCGCCGCGGAGCGGCAACGUCGCGCCGAACACGCGCAGUUGAAGCAACAGCAUCAAGCGUUGCAACAUAAAAUAGCGACGUGGCGCACGCACGAGCGAGCAACUCUAGAGCGACGGCUCGGCGAGGAGCGGCGCGCGCGCACUGCUGCCGAGCACCAGCUGCAGCGGGCCAAGCGACAGCCGCAACAUACAAGCAACAACAACCAGUCGGGCUGCGACAACGAGUGGUGCCGCGCGGCUAUUCGUUGCGGAGAGGCCGAGGCCUCGGCGCUUCGCCGCGAGCUCGCGAGAGCGAGACAGCACGCCACGGAUCAGGCCUGCGCCCUGGAGUCGCGCUCGCCGGCGCCGCCGACCGCCUCCCCCGAGGCGGCGGGCGGCGCGCGCCUGGCCGCCGCGUGCGCCGCGCUGUCCGAGCGCUCGGCGCACCUGCAGCGCGCGCUCAGCGCAGAGACCAGGGUCAAGCUGGACCUGCUGCAGGCGCUGGGCGACGCCAAGCGACACAUGCACAUACAGGAGGGCUUAAUAUCCCGUCAAGAGAAAGAAAUCGAAGAACUGAAAGCUCAAAUGCUGGCCGUGAUGCCAACGGAGUUUGUUACGGCGGCGGGCGCUGGCGUCAGCAAGCUGCGUUUAUCCGACGGGUCCCCGCUCGACCCUAAUGCCUCCGUGUACACGCCCAAGCAGCUUUGCUCGGACGCCUAAACUGGACUGGACUGGAUUCAAUGGACUGAGGUUUGGUGAUAAUUCUUCCCAAAUUGAAG
Cydia amplana is the source of this 2211-nucleotide messenger RNA. RefSeq names its product macoilin. Gene Ontology annotation, biological process: neuronal signal transduction. Lineage: Eukaryota; Metazoa; Arthropoda; Insecta; Lepidoptera; Tortricidae. The transcript is spliced from 14 exons. Bases 224 to 2152 code for a protein of 642 amino acids. The record is from RefSeq and is a predicted model, not a curated record. Gene Ontology annotation, cellular component: rough endoplasmic reticulum membrane.